This is a messenger RNA of Salmo salar (Atlantic salmon), 1673 nucleotides long. The record is from RefSeq and is a predicted model, not a curated record. Lineage: Eukaryota; Metazoa; Chordata; Actinopteri; Salmoniformes; Salmonidae.
AUCAGCAGACACCAGUUCGUGGGGACUCAGGUCCUCAAGGUGUUUGCCCCUAAAGAUGACGAGCAUGCAGGUGUAGCUCUCUCAGGUCUGAUCCGCGCUCUGGAUGACCUGAAGAUGGUGGCUGUGGUGAGGUAUGUUUACGCCCGCAAUGGAAACCCUCAAGUAGGAGCUGCCUUCCCCUGUAUUAAGGAGAAGUCUGAGUGUCUGGUCUACGUUCAGCUUCCCUUCAUGGAAGAUCUGAGGCAGUACAGCUUCCCUUCUCUGGAGAACAACAAGAAGUACACUCCCUCAGAGGACCAGCUGUCAGCGGUGGACUCUCUCAUUGACUCCAUGAUGUUGGUGGAGGAGGAUGAGGAUGGAGAGACGAAGGACCUGUUCAAAGUCAACCACAUCCCCAACCCCCAGUACCAGAGACUGUUCCAGUGCCUGCACCAUCGGGCGGUGAACCCCGGUGCUCCGCUCCCCCCCGUGGACCCCUGGUUGACUGCAGCUCUCCAGCGCCCCCUGGCGGUGGCCAGCCGCUGUCAAGCCCCCCUGGAGGCGAUGAAGAAGAAGUUCCCUCUGAAGGAGGUGGUGAAGAAGAAGGAACUGAAGACCAGCAAGGAGCUGUUUGGGAACGGCACUGAGGAGCCUGAUGCCAAAGUUGACGAGGAGGACGACUUUAACCUGGCUGACAUCACAGAGGGAAGCAUCACACAGGUGGGCAGUGUAGAUCCAGCACGGGAUUUCCGCACUCUGAUUCGCCAGAAGAGUCUUCCGUUUGGAGAGGUGUGUCAACAGCUGACUGGCAGGAUAGAGCAGUUGCUUGGCAACAAGAACAUGAACUACUACAUCAAGUGCAUUCCCUGUAUCCAGACCUUCAGAGAGCAGUCUGUCCAGGUUGGGAAUGCUGAUCACUACAACAGCUACAUCCAGUCUCUGAAGACGAGUAUUCCCGUUAGAGGCCUUCAGGAAUUCUGGGAUAUGCUAGUCCAAGAUGCCCUGACUCUGAUCAACAAGGACGAAGUUGACGGGAGCCGGUUCUCCAGUCAUGAUGCCAAGCAGUUCCUGACUGCAGAGGAGAAGAAAGAGGAGGUCGUAGCAGCUGUGGUGGACGAUACGGGAGAUGUGGACGACCUGCUGGACAUGAUGUGAGGUCGAAGACGACGGGGUGGAGGAUGAAGGAAACGUGACCAAACGGAUUUCAACUGUCCAUCUGCCACCUGGACACCAUUUAUCUGACUGUGUGGAAGUAGAUAACUGGCUUCAUUGUCAAAAUGACCUAAUGUAUCCCUUUAACCUGUACAUUACAGUAGCACCCUCUCUGUCUAGAUAGUCUACAUGUAGACUAUCACUAUACAAGUACUGAAACCAUUUCCUCAGUAGUGACUGGACAGCGGUUCAGGUGGUUUGUUGAUCGAGAUCGAUGCAUCACUGAAGAAAUGCCACAUUGGAGCAGUACGUCAAAAUAUAUCUCUGUAUGGUUUAAAUGAUUGGUCUGAAUUUACGUCUGAACUUGCGUCUGUACGUCUAUGUAGAAUUCUCUCAAGUUAAUAAAAUAAUAUUUUUGUAUUUUUCUCUAUAAGAUCUGAACCAGUGUUAUAAUUGACCCACUAUAACACUGGGACUCUACUGUCCCACUGGCUUUCUGAAGAGUACUUACAUUUCUUCAAUAAAUUCUUUAAACCAAAAUA